GGGUUUUUUGGGGUUUUUUGGGUUUUUUUGUUGCUUUUUGGGUGUUUUUGGGGGAAUUCCCGAGGAGCUUUGGCGGCCAUGUCGGACACGUGGAGCUCGAUCCAGGCCCACAAGAAGCAGUUGGAUUCCUUGCGGGAACGGCUGCAGCGGCGCCGGAAGCAAGACCCCUUGGACCUCUCGGCCCCUCCCCGCACCUCCAGCCCGGGCCCCGCUUCCUCCCCUUCCCUCCUCCCAUCUUCAGCUCCGCCAUCUUUGGCCACGCCCCUUCCGGCCGGGAUGGGCGGGGCCUCAUCCGGCAGCGGCGGCGGCGGCGGGACGGGCGUGGCCGAGGUGACCUUUGACCCCGCCUUGGAACGCCGCCUCCUCCUCCACUUGGCCGACCUCAGCCUCCCCCUCCCCACCGACGCCGCCGCCAUUUGCGACGCCAUCGCCGCCCCCGCGGCCCGGCCGGAAGUGGAAAGCCUCCUCCAGAAGUUCGCCGCCCAAGAGUUGAUCGAGGUGAAGAGGGGGUUGCUCCCCGAGGGGCCUUCCCAGAGCACCUUGGUCACCUACGCCGACCACUCCAAGCUGUCAGCCAUGACGGGGGCGGUGAAGGAGAGGAAGAGGAGGGCGGAGCAAGAUGGCGGCGGGGAGGACGGCGGCGGCGGUGGCGACGAAGAAGGAGGAGGAGGAGGAGGAUUGGGUGGCCUCGGGGGUUCGGCGUCGUGCGGGGGAGGAGUCGGGGGCCUGGGGGGAGGGGAAAUGGCGGGGAAGGAGGCGCUGAAGAAGUCGAGGAAGCAGGCGUCGGACGUGGACCUGGAGAUCGAGAGCUUGCUGAGUCAGCAGUCCACCAAGGAGCAGCAGAGCAAGAAGGUGAGCCAGGAGAUCCUGGAGCUGCUCAACACCACGACGGCCAAGGAACAAUCCAUCGUGGAGAAGUUCCGGUCCCGGGGCCGGGCCCAGGUCCAAGAGUUCUGCGACCACGGAACCAAAGAGGAGUGCGUCAAGGCCACAGGGGACGAGCGGCCAUGUCGCAAGCUUCACUUCCGGCGAAUCAUCAACAAGCACACGGACGAGUCCUUGGGCGACUGCUCCUUCCUCAACACCUGCUUCCACAUGGACACCUGCAAGUACGUCCACUACGAGAUCGACGCCUGCCCCGAGACCCCACCCAGGACCCCACCCCACGCCCACCCCCGCGACCACAGCCCCACCCAGGACCUCACCCGGCCCCCUCCUCCCGACACCGGCGCCGACCGACUCUUCCCCCCACAG
This is a messenger RNA of Calypte anna (Anna's hummingbird), 1254 nucleotides long. RefSeq names its product methyltransferase like 3 (gene METTL3). The transcript is spliced from 5 exons. Gene Ontology annotation, molecular function: mRNA m(6)A methyltransferase activity. Lineage: Eukaryota; Metazoa; Chordata; Aves; Apodiformes; Trochilidae. The record is from RefSeq and is a predicted model, not a curated record. Gene Ontology annotation, cellular component: nucleus; RNA N6-methyladenosine methyltransferase complex. The annotation marks the transcript as partial.